Molecule: messenger RNA, 394 nt
Organism: Ruditapes philippinarum (Manila clam)
Lineage: Eukaryota; Metazoa; Mollusca; Bivalvia; Venerida; Veneridae
Product: PI-actitoxin-Avd5a-like
Exons: 3
Coding region: 100-360 (86 amino acids)
Molecular function (GO): protein binding
Source: RefSeq, a predicted model, not a curated record
UAUCAUGGGACAAUUAUCUUUCAAAUCUUAUCAGUCAAAUCGUGGUUAAACAUUUACAAAUUCGCUAUACAACUGGUUGUUCCUGCGAACUACUUUAAAAUGUUUAUGAAAAUAUUGACCUUCACUAUUUUAAUAGGAUAUGUAUUCGGGGUAUCACUAAAAGAACGCCUGGUUGAUAAUGUCGGUGAUUCGUGUCCUUUGAUUUGUACAGAUGAGUGGAUGCCUUUGUGUGGUUCGGAUGGUAACACAUAUGGUAAUAUGUGUGAGUUCCAAGCCGCUCAUUGCCGCAAUGGAAGCCUAAAAGUGGCUUAUCAAGGCUCGUGCCAUUCUGCAAGUGACACUGCAAUAAACGUCAGAUAAUGUACACGUGAAAAUAAUCAAUUUGGCAGCUUUC